Molecule: messenger RNA, 3734 nt
Organism: Poeciliopsis prolifica (blackstripe livebearer)
Lineage: Eukaryota; Metazoa; Chordata; Actinopteri; Cyprinodontiformes; Poeciliidae
Gene: ogg1
Product: 8-oxoguanine DNA glycosylase
Exons: 7
Coding region: 279-1451 (390 amino acids)
Biological process (GO): base-excision repair; base-excision repair, AP site formation; nucleotide-excision repair
Cellular component (GO): nucleus
Molecular function (GO): damaged DNA binding; 8-oxo-7,8-dihydroguanine DNA N-glycosylase activity
Source: RefSeq, a predicted model, not a curated record
ACAUAAUCAAAUGUUAUUUACGUGAGAUCAUUUUAAAACAGAAAAGCGCUCUUUAUUUUCUUCAUUUUUUUUUACAUGUGUGAAUAUUUCCAUCGCAGGGUAACUCAUUUCUGUCCGUCAUUUUCCGUGUUAACUCUGUGAAAGUUUUGAUGGCUCUUUCAGCUGGCGUCACAGUCGCUUUCAAUUUCUCUGCAGGUUGCAUGCCGAGAAAUCGAUGCGUUUUUACUACCGAUCGUUUAUCGGUCAGUAAAGGCAUCUUUUAGCUCCAAAUAGUAAGUAUGGCCAAACAUGCGGUGUUGUCUUCAGGGGCCAAAUUGUGGCGAUCUUUGCCAUGCUCAAAGUCGGAGCUGCGACUGGAUCUCACCCUUGCUUGUGGACAAACUUUCCGCUGGAGAGAAACUGCUGAUGGGCACUGGACUGGAGUCAUAGGGGGGCGUGUUUGGACCCUGACUCAAACCGAAGACACUCUUUGGUACUACGUGUACACAAACCAGAGUGGAGCUGGUGGAGAAAACAGCUCGGAAGACUCCCUGAGGGCAGAGUCUGUCACUGCCUCACAUCACCAUCACUCUGAGAUGGAAGCAGAGAUGCUGAGAGACUACUUCCAGUUGCAUGUGAAGCUGGGGGAUCUAUACAAAGAGUGGGGUGCAGCAGACUCUCACUUCAAGAAGAUUUCUGACAUCUUUACAGGUGUGCGGAUGUUGCGUCAGGACCCCACAGAAUGCCUUUUUUCCUUCAUUUGCACUUCCAACAACCACAUCUCGCGUAUUCAGGGCAUGGUGGAGAGAUUGUGUCAGGCUCUGGGGAGCCCUCUCUGUCAGCUGGAUCAAACCUCCUACCAUGACUUUCCGACACUGUCUGCACUGGCAGACAGCGGUGUAGAGGAACGUCUCAGGGAUCUGGGCUUUGGCUACAGGGCGCGGUUCCUUCAGCAGAGUGCUAAGCAGAUCCUGAACACACACGGGUCCCAGUGGCUCAUUGGUUUACGAAACGUCCCGUAUCUGGAGGCCCGUGAUUCUCUCCGAACCCUCCCUGGAGUUGGCACCAAAGUGGCAGACUGUGUUUGUCUAAUGUGUCUGGAUAAGUGUGAAGCAGUUCCUGUGGACACACAUGUUUGGCAGAUCGCUAAGCGGGACUAUAAGUACACUUCUGAUAACGGACAGAAGACCCUCACAGAAAAAGUUCACAGAGAUAUAGGGGAUUUUUUCAGAAAGCUGUGGGGGCCAUUUGCAGGUUGGGCCCAUUCAGUUUUAUUCUGUGCCGACCUCAAGAAGUUUCAGAACCUCAAAGAAAUGACAAGUUUAAAGCAGCCAAAGAAUGAAGAAGAGCGUGAAGGAGAGAGCAAGGGACUAAAAAUAAAGAGAGCGUUUGAUUUACAUCAAAAAAAGAAGAAACCCAAGUUGGAACGUCAGAAGAAGGCAAAGAUGUCCAUCAAGACAGAGGAGGUGUGAAACCACAGGUCUUUGAUCAGAUCAGACAAACAUGCACUGGAAUUAUUUUACAAACUUCCUGGAAAUUGGUUCAGGAUUAUAUGAUCCCUUUUUUUUUUAAAGCUGAGGGUUAGUACUAUAAAAUUACUUUGUGCUCUUUUAUGACUUUAGAACUAUAAAACGGAGAGUACAGCGUGGAUUGUUUUACAAUAUAGUUAUUCUAAAAAUGAUGUUUUAACAUUAAAACUGUGGUCAUUAUGAACCGCAAACUCAGUUAAAUGAGUUCAUUUUCCACUCAUUUAUGCUACAGAUAAUGUACAAAAAGCACUGAAAAAAUAUGGCAUUUUCUUUAAUCAUUGUGUGUGGGACUAUGUUGGUGUUUUCUAUUAAAUGAAUUUCAUAUUUCUAUGUGUUAAGACAUGAACUGGAUGCUUUGAGAUGUAAAGUGCCUUAAUUUUUUCUAUAAAGAGAAACUAUAUAAAUAAACAGAAUUGAAUUUAAUGAAGUUUUCUCAACUCAAAUGUUCAAAACGUUUUUGAAACAGACUUUAAAGAGAAUUAAAUCAUUUUUAAAUGUGGCCAAUUUUAAAUGUCCUAAAAUUGGCCUCUAGAUGGCAGCACAGAUUGAUCUCUGUUAUUACGGAGAGUCCAUGUGGUUUAUUCAGCUUUUUGACACUUUCAUUGGAUGAAUUGUCUCUGCCAGCUUCCUUGGCUAAUUGCUUUAAGAACAAACUAUGGUGUUUGAAGGCAUGUUGGAGAUGCCCACAGCAUGCCAGCAGUGGGUGUUUCAGAGCAUUCACUGGAGCAGAGCAGUACUUCCCUGGAUCAGAGUGUGCUGGCUCAAAAAAAAAAAGAUCCUCGCUGAGUGUUCUGAUGUCCAUAUGUUUAUCUAUAGGCACUUUCAGACUGUGUCAGCUGAUCUUUUUAUAGCAGGGGUUGCAGUUAUCUGCUGUCAGGGCUGCUGUGACUGUCUGGUGACAGCAUGACCGUCUAGGAGGUUUGAUGUUCCAUGUGAAGGAAUGACAGAGCCACUUUUUAGUUUCCUUCUUAUAAGGACUCUUUUUAGAUCUGCACGGCCAUCAGGCUCUAAUGUGAGAAAUGUUUUUUGACGUGUCUUCGAGCGAGCGGAGGCCCGUGUGUGUGUGUGGCUGCGGAUGUGCGUGUUGUACAUCCAUAGGACUGUUUUAUUUUUGUCGAGCAGAGUGCAGCCAUGCGAGUUAAUGAGAAUGUGACUCAGCUUUCAUCCCCGCUCCACUUCAGCCGGGCAGAAGCUGUGUCUCUGCUUCAGGCAGAGUCACUGUGAAGAUAAAAAUAAAGAAAAGAGAAGGGGGAUAGGUCGGCGUCUGCAGAAGGUAGGGACAGUGAUGUUGGUGAGGGCACAAAGGACAGCAAAACAACAGUGGCCUGUGCAUUAUGUAAGACAUGUGUCUUGACUUUUGCUGUACCCUCAGGAGUAAUUCAGUUAAAAAGACAUUUUACUGCGCCUACUUUCUCUAACAUGAGUGUUGUUGCUGCCUACAAACUCUUAGAGGCACUACAAUCAGAGCUUCCAUGAAACAGAAAGAUCUCCAUUGAUUUCCAGAAGUUCAUAAUAGCUUGGAUGGGAAUAUUUUGUUGUAGUGGACCUUAAAGUGGAUGGGACCUUUACCCAUACACUGUUCAGAGGGAAGCUCUCUUGAAAGUGGGUUAUAUGCAAAAAUUGACCUUACAAAAAGAUUAUUUUUUUAGAUUUAUUUUUGUUGGCAGUAUGCAUAAAGGGUAGGCUUCAGUGAAAAUAUACUUUAGCUUGGUGAACAAUAAAAGUGUCUAAGUUUUAAAUUGAUAAAAAAAAAACAUUUUGUUGCAUCUUUCCUAACACUAGAAAUAUUUUAGCACUAAUAUCAAAUGUUUGUUUAGUGUUUGUGUUUGUGUUUUAGCUAUUCUAAAUACAUUAGGAAAUUUCUGAUAUUAUUAUUGUUAUUGUUAUCAUUAUUAUAGCUAAAACUGUAUUUUCAGUACAUAAGUGAAAUGUACAAUUGUGUGGGAAGAAGUUUAAAAUUAUUAAAUUAUGUUCUGUCUUUUUUUUAUCACUAAGAUUAAUAUUAGGAUGUAUUAUGAGGCCUCAAGAUGUUAAAGUACUCUGUUCAUACUACAAAUUCACACUACAUUGAAGUGCAAAUGAAAGUUGUUUCUUUUCUUUAAGGAAAGCUAAUCUUAAUUUUUAGUCUGACACAGUAGUUAUCAAUAAGAUGGAAAAAAAAUGUCACAAUUAAUGAUAUGUGAAUAAUCUGUGACCUCAUUCUACCAAUAAAAGGACCCGUCUCUG